This is a messenger RNA of Falco peregrinus (peregrine falcon), 1680 nucleotides long. RefSeq names its product alkB homolog 1, histone H2A dioxygenase (gene ALKBH1). The record is from RefSeq and is a predicted model, not a curated record. Gene Ontology annotation, biological process: oxidative RNA demethylation. Gene Ontology annotation, cellular component: cytoplasm; nucleus. The transcript has 7 exons. The coding region runs from base 370 to 1368 and encodes 332 amino acids. Gene Ontology annotation, molecular function: ferrous iron binding; oxidative RNA demethylase activity; broad specificity oxidative DNA demethylase activity. Lineage: Eukaryota; Metazoa; Chordata; Aves; Falconiformes; Falconidae.
CUGACGCGGGAGGGCGGGGAGGACGCCUUCCGCCGGCUUUUUCGCUUUUAUCGGCAACGCGACGCGUCGGAUCUGCGGGGCGUGGUAGACUUCUCGGUGCCGGGGGGCCAGCCCACAUGGAGAGCUGGACUGGGGAACCAAGCCAGAACAAAAUCAACCUGCCUCUACCCUGCCGUCCCUAAGACAGUUCCCAAUCCUCAGGGAAGAAGGGAACGAGAACACAGUGGAUGAGUUUGGUUCUUUGCAGCAGGAGUUGGCUUAUUGCAGCUUAAAUGCAAGCGUUACUGCGACCCAAGAGAGUUCCUCAAGGAAACGUAUCUUGCUAAGCCUUGAGCUGUUGACCCUGCUGUUGGAAACAGAAGUGGCAACAUGGUGUUCAGUUUGAAGGUGUUCAGAUCACAGCUCAGUAUUUCUUCUGUCAGUGAUCAAGAUGCCUACAGAGCAGGAUUGCAGCCAGUUAGCCAGUGGAAAGCCUAUGGCCUCAAUGGGUAUCCAGGGUUUAUUUUCAUACCAAACCCUUUCCUCCCGGGCUGCCAGCGUCACUGGGUGAAACAGUGUCUCAAGCUAUACCCCCAGAAACCCAAUGUCUGCAACCUGGACCUGCACAUGGCUCCUGAGAAGACUAUUGACCUGUGGGGACAAAGCAAGGAGCAAUUGAAAAGGAAAGGUUCCGGUAAAGGGGAGCCUAGAAGCUUAUUGGAGAAGCUGCGCUGGGUGACUCUUGGUUACCAUUAUAACUGGGAUACUAAGAAGUACUCAGCAAAUCACCACACUCCUUUCCCCUCAGACCUUGCAUUCCUGUCAGAACAAGUGGCUGCAGCCUGCGGGUUCCGGGGUUUCCAAGCCCAAGCAGGCAUCUUGAACUAUUAUCAUUUUGACUCUUCACUGGGAAUUCAUGUAGAUGAGUCUGAACUGGACCAUUCUCGGCCCCUUUUAUCAUUCAGUUUUGGGCAAUCCUCGAUAUUUUUGCUUGGGGGCCUGAGGCGGGAGGAGGCCCCAACAGCCAUGUUCAUGCACAGUGGAGAUAUCAUGGUGAUGUCUGGCUUCAGCCGUCUGCUCUACCAUGCUGUGCCCCGCGUCCUCCCCAACCCUGAAGGGACAGCUUUGCCUUCGUGUCUGGACCAGGCACUUGCUUCAGACCUUCCUGUUGGCUCAGUCGUUGAGCACAGCUCUGAUGAGGAUUGGCAGGUGUGUGCCAAGUACUUGCAGUCUUCCCGCAUCAAUAUGACUAUUCGGCAGGUGUUGGCUGAGGGUCAGAAAUUUCCUGAGGAAUCUGGGACAAACAGAAAGGGCCAAGCACCCUCUGAAGAGAGUCACCGUAAGGAGAACAGUAGAACCAAGAGGCAUAAACCGAAUACAGAUAGCUGAGACCAGUAGAUCAUGCUGACAUGGACUGGACAGGCAGUCUCCACAUGGAAUCAUAUUAAAGUCACUUGUCUGUAUUGGGAUUAAUAAACUUCUACAGAAUAACUGUAGUCCUUCUCACUGUAAGAAACAGGUUGGGGGAGAAAAAUGAUUUAGAAGUAAGAGAAGGAUAAGUUCAGGACUGAGACUCAGGAGAUGAAUUCUAUUGCCACUUUGUUGCAGACAUUUACGGUACUCCGUUCCCUUUAAAAUACCUGUAUAUGUCAGAGAAUUUCAAGCUUGGUUCAGUGAUGCUCAUAAAGUAUUUUGAAAUCA